UAUUCAGAGGCAGAGCUAUCACUUCAUCUCAGUGUCGGGUGAAAGCUGGAGGGGAAUAAGCUAUUUGCAUUGAACUCUUUCUAGUGGAGAAUAAUCUACAUCUGCUUUGUAUGAGCAGUCUUUGAAAGGAAAAUGUCCUCUCCAUAUAGAAGCCUUCAUGACAGUUAUGUUUCAAACAAAGGGAGGUCGACCAGCUGCGUGACAUUAGGUGUGGUUUUGGGCUGUCUGAUAGUCCUGGGGAUUUUGCUUGCCAUCGCUGUUCUGGAAAGACCCACACCACCCAAAGAUCAUGAGACACUCCCAAAGGAAGCUGGUGGGGCCAAUUUCUCUACAGACCAGUGCAGCAUGGCCCUUGUGGAGAGCAUUCCCCAACAUGUGAAAUAUGAUGACAAUGCAACACUCGGGAUCCCCCUGGAACAAGUCUGGAAAGAUCUAAUCUCCAUGGCAACGGACCAGGUAGAAGUGGUCUCUUUUUACUGGACCUUAACUGGGGAAGACAUCAACGUCAACUCAUCUUCUGACAUACCUGGAAAGGAUAUCCUGAGAGAACUUGAGGCAUUGCCCUCCAGGAAUGUAUCUGUCCGAGUGGUGACCAGUGUUCCCACAGUUAGAACAAACUCCACAGAUUUAAAGAUCUUAAAACAGAAAGGAGUUCAUGUGAGGGAGGUGAACUUUGGGCGCCUGAUGAAAGGUGUCCUACACAGUAAAUUCUGGAUCGUUGACAGAAAACAUGUGUUUAUUGGAAGUGCCAACAUGGACUGGAGAGCUCUCACACAGGUAAAGGAACUCGGAGUGGUCAUCUACAACUGCUCCAGUGUGGCAGAGGACCUCCAUAAGAUCUUCCAGUCUUACUGGGUGAUGGGAGAAUCCAACAGCUCCCUGCCAAGGCCCUGGCCUUCAAAUUAUGACACUGACAUCAACAAACACCACCCCCUGUUGGUGGAAGCUGAUAAUGUCUCCAGCAGUAUUUACCUCUCAGCUUCUCCACCAUCAUUCUGUCCUCCAUCAAGGACUCAGGACCUGGAGGCAAUUCUCUCCAUCAUCUCAGAGGCUGAGCACUACGUUGAUGUAGCUGUCAUGGAGUACUUCCCCACCACACGCUUUGAAAAGCCUCUGCGAUACUGGCCGUUCAUUGAUGACGCCAUCAGGAUGGCUGCAUUCGAGAGGAAGGUUAAGAUCCGGAUGCUGAUCAGCUGCGGGCGUGACUCUGAUCCAGCCAUGCUGCCCUUCCUUCAGUCUCUAGCCUCAAUGGACAGCCCUCACCACCAGAUCAGCAUUCAAGUAAAAUUGUACAUUGUGCCUGUAGGAAACCAGACUGAUAUUCCGUACUCCAGAGUCAACCACAAUAAAUACAUGGUGACAGAUAAAGUAGCCUACAUUGGUACCUCCAAUUGGUCAGGGGACUACUUUGUGACCACAGCUGGAGUAGGCCUGGUGAUUUCCCAGCAUGCUCCUCACCCUGAAUGGAAGACCAAGGCCCUGCAGAACCAGCUCAGGGUGGUUUUUGACAGAGACUGGCACUCUAAGUUUGCUGUGCAUCUUGCUGACCUGGGGCACCACCCAGACUGUGCACUAUCAACAUGACAGAAUAAGAAGUUCUCCAUGAAAUACAUAUUGUUAUCAAGGUUGUACUUGUGGCGUAGUUGUAAUUUAUGUUGUUUUUAUAUUAUCUCUGUUACAUGAUCGCUCACUCUCUCUAUAAGCUUCCACAUCAGAUGAUUAACUUACACUUUCAGUUGUUGACUAAAUUAAUACACUUGUAACUGUAAAUAAGGUUUAUUGACUUAGCAUUAAUUUUUUUUUUUUAGAUUAGUGGUCAUCUGGUGUUGACUGACUGUUGAAUGUAUGAUUACUGAUACUGUAUAAUUACAAAACCGGUGUUAUUCAUAUACUUUAUAAUUAUUAAACAUGUGUAAACAUCAA
Seriola dumerili (greater amberjack) is the source of this 1923-nucleotide messenger RNA. It is a transcript of the gene pld4, whose product is annotated as phospholipase D family member 4. The transcript is spliced from 11 exons. Gene Ontology annotation, molecular function: catalytic activity. The record is from RefSeq and is a predicted model, not a curated record. Lineage: Eukaryota; Metazoa; Chordata; Actinopteri; Carangiformes; Carangidae. Bases 133 to 1584 code for a protein of 483 amino acids.